Messenger RNA from Limulus polyphemus (Atlantic horseshoe crab), 2034 nucleotides. RefSeq lists its product as uncharacterized. The record is from RefSeq and is a predicted model, not a curated record. Gene Ontology annotation, cellular component: cytoplasm. The transcript has 14 exons. Gene Ontology annotation, biological process: signal transduction. The coding region runs from base 195 to 1172 and encodes 325 amino acids. NCBI's taxonomy places the organism in Eukaryota, Metazoa, Arthropoda, Merostomata, Xiphosura, Limulidae.
CCAGUAAGAUAUUUAUUCCGUGUACAGAUAUUGACUCGAGGUGUAAAGAACAAGUUGAUUGGAGUUCUUGGUACGAAUUCGACGAAAACGCUCAUAUAGUUUCUUCCUUUCAUAUUAUUCUGUGUUGGAGAUUGGGAAACUUCGCUUCUUCCAUUUUUAAAGUUCGAUAUUUGUCUCCAUUAAAUCAUCUCGAAAUGUGUGAUGCAAAGCUUCUAGAAGAUGUAGAAACUCGAGUAACGUAUGAUGUUGACGAGAAGCGACAUGAAGUUAAGACAGAGAGAUGUGGAACUAUCACUGUUUUUACCAUGGGGUCCACCAAGGGGAUUACAGACAACACACCAGUGUUUCUUACUGUUCAUGAUAUGGGUUCUAGCCACACAGAAUUCCACUCUUUCACCGAACAUCCAUCCAUGGCAAGAAUAAAGUCCCGUUCUGUGUUUCUUCAUGUUGAGAUUCCAGGACAGGAGUACGAUGCAGGAGAUCUGCCACCAGAUUGUGUUUUUCCCUCUAUGCAAGAGUUGGGAGAGGAUAUGGUGAACAUUUUAGAAUACUUUAGGGUGAAAUGUGUGGUCACGCUUGGUGAAGGAGCUGGAGCCAACAUUCUGGCACGCUUUGCUAUGGCUUUCCCAGAUCGUGUCCUCGGUAACAUUCUCAUUCACUGUACUUCUACUGUUGCAGGUAUAAUGGAGUAUUUUAAUGACAAGAUUAUGAACUGGAAACUCCAAACAGUAGGAAUGCAUCCAACGGCUGAACAGUAUCUUCUUUUUCACAAGUUUGGGUCGCUGAUAGAACAGGAAAUUGAAAAAGCUGAAAACAAAGAGAAGGUUAUUAAAAGUUACAUUAAAAAGCUUCAAAGUCGGAUUAAUCCUCGAAACUUGCGGCUUUAUGUGGAAGCUUUUCUUGCCCGUACAGAUAUUUCUGGCAUCUUGAAAGAUAAAAUGAAGGUUGACACACUGUUGGUGACUGGGUCCAAGUCCUCCCAUCUUCACACAGUCCAUACUAUGCAUGAAGCCAUGGACCCAAGACAUACUACACUUCUGAAGGUGGAUGGUGUUGGUGAUGUAUUGUUGGAAGUUCCUGACAUUCUCGCUCACAAUCUGCUGUUAUUUUGUCAAGGAUUGGGACUUUUGAGUACCCUGCCUAUGUCUCGACAGUCAUCUUUAUCUUCAUAAUGGGGUCAUAAGAAAAAGGAAUGGUGUGAACAGAAAUAAGAACCUAACUUUACUUUAGUAUUCCAGAAAUAAAGUUGGUUUAGUAAUUGGAGGUUUACAAACAUUGGAAUGCUUAUGUAGUUAUUGUUAAACAAUUAUUGAUACUUAUAGAUUGUAGAUAUAUUGUGUCAAUUAAAAUAAGAUAUUGAUUUUAUUAGCUAUUGAAGAUUUAACUGCAUUUUCCCAUAGUUUCAAAUAUUGUAUUUAUUCAAGGAUAUGAUUUUUUUAUAUAUUUGUUCCAGAAAAGGCAUUAGAAACAUUCUCUCUUAUCAUAAAGAAAAAUAGUUUUGUGGUUAGAUUUAGAGACUAAUUAAACAGAACAAUAAUCUUGUGCUAUUUUGAUCUAUGCAGGUUUACAAGAGUAAAUCCAAUAGCAGUUGUUCAAGUGUUCAUGUAUUGAAUAAAGCUAACACUGUAUUUAAUAAUCCAAUAAGUAUGAAGAGUGGAGUUUUUUUGUUUCAGAAGUUUUGUUUUUAUCAAAUUCCUUUAGAGCAACCAUGUAGACACUGAAUUUUAAUGGUCACUUAUUCUAUAUAUAUAUAUAUAUAUAUAUAUGUGUGUUGUAAGAAACUUAAAAAAAAUUUUUUUACACAUUUUAAUGCCUUUUAAAGUUAUAAUAAAGAUUUUUCAUGAUUUUUUGCAUUUUUUAUUUAGGAAGAUUUUGGCAUAAGAAACAGCAUUUGUAACAUGCUGGGUUUUUCCAACUAUUACAUUAAAAAAAAUGUAUUUGUAAAACAUAACUCUCAAAAAAUAAAAUUUAAUACAUUUACUGUAAAAGGAUCACCAUUUAGUAUGAAUACAAUAAAUGCUACUUUCAUGCAUA